GGAGGCCGUAGAGCUGUUCUGGCCUGUUGGAGUAGGCUGGUCUCCAACUUCCCGCGAAUACGAAUAAAAGAAACUGAAAAAGUUGGAGGAGAUCAAGUAUAUUCAGUCACUAAGCCAGAAGAUCAGCAAAGUAGGAAAUGCACAAUUUUGAGGACGAGUUAACAUGUCCCAUUUGUUACAGUAUUUUUGAAGAUCCUCGUGUACUACCGUGCUCUCAUACAUUUUGUAGAAAUUGUUUGGAAAACGUUCUUCAAGCAUCUGGGAACUUUUAUAUAUGGAGACCUUUACGAAUUCCACUCAAAUGCCCUAACUGCAGAAGUAUUAUUGAAAUUGCUCCAACUGGUAUUGAAUCUUUACCUGUUAAUUUUGCAUUAAGGGCUAUUAUUGAAAAGUACCAGCAAGAAGACCAUCCAGAUAUUGUCACCGGUCCUGAACAUUACAGACAACCAUUAAAUGUUUACUGUCUCCUAGAUAAAAAACUAGUUUGUGGUCAUUGCCUUACCAUAGGUCAACAUCAUGGCCAUCCCAUAGAUGAUCUUCAAAGUGCUUAUCUGAAAGAAAAGGACACGCCUCAAAAACUGCUUGAACAGUUAACUGACACACACUGGACAGAUCUUACUCGUCUUAUUGAAAAGCUGGAAGAACAGAAAUCUCAUUCAGAAAAAAUGGUCCAAAGUGAUAAGGAAGUUGUUCUACAGUAUUUUAAGGAGCUUAGUGAUACAUUAGAACAGAAAAAAAAAGUUUUCCUAGCUGCUCUCUGUGAUGUUAGCAAUCUGAUUAAUCAGGAAUAUACUCCACAAAUUGAAAGAAUGAAAGAAAUAAGAGAGCAGCAAUUUGAAUUAAUGACACUGACAUCAUCUUUACAGGAAGAGUCUCCACUUAAAUUUCUUGAAAAAGUUGAUGAUAUCCGCCAACACGUGCAGAUUUUGAAACAAAGACCACUUCCUGAGGUUCAACCUGUUGAAAUUUAUCCUCGAGUAAGCCAAAUAUUGAAAGAAGAUUGGAGCAAAACAGAAAUUGGACAAAUUAAGAAACUUCUCAUUCCUGAAAUGAAAAUUUCUUCAAAGAGGAUGCCAUGUUCCUGGCCUGAUAAAGAUGAAAAAGAAAUUGAAUUUUUUAAGAUUUUAAACAUUGUUAUAGUUACUUUAAUUUCAGUGAUACUGAUGUUGAUCCUCUUUUUUAACCAACACAUAAUAACCUUUUUAAAUGAAAUCACUUCAAUAUGUUUUUCUGAAGUCUCUCUAUCUGUUUAUCAAAGUUUGUCUAACAAUCUGCAUGAUUUAAAGAAUAUGCUAUGUCACACUUUACAUUUAUUGAAGGAAUUCAUGUGGAAAAUAGUUUCUCAUUGAAAAUUCAAAUCUGAAUUGUUUAAAUAGGCAUUCUGUACAGCAGACUAAACCAUUGCUAAAGGGAGAAAUAGGGUAGGAUGGAUAAACAAAAUAGCCAACUGAACUAUCACAGAGUUACAACAAAUAUAUAGAAAUACGUUAAACCAUCCAUGCUUCUUAGAUGAUGGAAGUAUGUCAAAGUUAGAAAU
This is a messenger RNA of Odobenus rosmarus divergens (Pacific walrus), 1537 nucleotides long. It is a transcript of the gene TRIM59, whose product is annotated as tripartite motif containing 59. Gene Ontology annotation, molecular function: zinc ion binding. The transcript is spliced from 3 exons. Lineage: Eukaryota; Metazoa; Chordata; Mammalia; Carnivora; Odobenidae. Gene Ontology annotation, biological process: cilium assembly. Gene Ontology annotation, cellular component: cilium; intraciliary transport particle B; centrosome. The record is from RefSeq and is a predicted model, not a curated record. The coding region runs from base 138 to 1349 and encodes 403 amino acids.